GUUAUACUUCCAGUCCUCCCGUGCAAGUACUGGAAGGCACUGGCUACCUUCAUACAGAUCCUCAUCUCUUUGGCAAUAGGCAAGAUGGUUCCCCAUUAAUGGUAGAAGAGAUCAAUAAUAUUGAAGCUGAAGACCCUUUGUGCAACUUCUACCCCCCAAGCUUUCUCCAGGCUUCAGAGGUGGAAAUGAGAGGUUCGGAGGAUGUUGUCCCUGGCACUGUUUUACAGCGGUUGAUCCAGGAGUGGCGCUAUGGCAAUCCCAAUGAGAAUAUGAACCUGCUGACUCUCCAGCACCAAGCUACGGGGAGCGCAGGACCCUCCAACUCCACUGCCAGCAGCACCCUGUCUUCUUCUGCAGAAAACCUUGUGCCGGAAGACUCACAAAUGGUCCAGCAGUCAGCACGGCAGGAACCACAAGGCCAGGAACAUCAGGGGGAUAAUACAGUGAUGGAGAAGCAGACCAGAGGCUCACAGCCUCAGCAGAACAAUGAAGAAUUACCUUCUUACGAAGAAGCUAAAGCUCAGUCUCAUUUUUUUAGAAGUCAACAGCCUAGUGUUGUUGGGCCCAGUUUCUACAUGGCCAGCAGCACUGGUCCAAAAUCUAAAACAGAAGGUAGGCCGACUUUGGCCCGUGCCAACAGCGGACAGGCCCACAAAGAUGAAGCCCUGAAGGAACUGAAACAAGGCCACGUGCGCUCCUUGAGCGAGAGGAUCAUGCAGCUCUCCUUGGAAAGGAAUGGGGCCAAACAGCAUCUUCCCUGCUCGGGGAGAAGCAAAGGGUUCAAAUCCAGUGGGCCCUCCCCUUCCCCAGCUUCCAAUAAAGGCAUGGAUCUGAGAGGACCCCCUCCAGAUUAUCCAUUCAAGAGCAAGCAGGGGGGCUCUCCAGGAAACAAAAGUCAAGAGCCUGGUGUGUUUUUUAAUGAACAACAUUCUGGAAUGAUUCAAGAAGUGACAAAGCCAUCGUAUUCGGCAUCACAGCCAGCGAGGAGCGAGGUGGCUAUUGUCCGAUAUCCAGGUCCCCCAGAAUAUGGUGUCUCCAGUCGUCAGUGUGCAUCAUCUUUUCCAUCACUGCCAACACCCCAGGAGCACAGCCCAAUGUCCUCUCAGACCUCCUCGCUUAGCGGCCCCCUGCACUCCGCGUCUCUGCCGCCUCUCUCAAUGGCCACAACAUCCCAGUCUCUGCCCGCAACUCCGCCUAGCCAGCAGCCCCUCACACCAGAUGCCUUCACGAUAGUACAGCGAGCCCAACAAAUGGUGGAGAUGUUGUCUGAAGAUAAUGAAGCCCUGCAGAAGGAGCUGGAGGGCUACUACGAGAAAGCCGACAAGCUUCAGAAGUUUGAAAUGGAAAUUCAGAGGAUUUCAGAAGCUUAUGAGGACCUGGUAAAAAUCACCACCAAGAGAGAGUCACUAGACAAGGCUAUGCGAAACAAACUUGAAGGUGAAAUCAGGAGACUCCAUGAUUUCAACAGGGACUUGCAUGACCGACUGGAGACUGCAAAUAGGCAACUGGCCAGCCGAGAGUUUGAGGGACAUGAAAAUAAGGCAGCAGAGGAUCUUUACGCCUCUCAGAACAAAGAGUACUUGAAGGAGAAGGAGAAGCUAGAAAUGGACUUGACGGCCCUGCGCUUGACGAAUGAGGAACAGCGAAGGCACAUUGAGAUCCUGGACCAGGCUUUGAACAGCGCCCAAGCCAAAGUCAUCAAACUAGAAGCAGAGCUACGGAAGAAGCAAGCGCAUGUCGAGAAGGUAGAGAAGCUCCAGCAGGCCUUGACCCAACUUCAGGCAGCCUAUGAGAAGCGAGAGCAGAUGGAGCAUCGGUUACGCACCAGGCUGGAAAGAGAGUUGGAAUCUCUGAGGCUGCAGCAGAAACAAGGGAACUAUCAAGCAGCCCCUGUGCCCGAGUACAACGUCCCGGCCUUAAUGGAGUUAGUGCGGGAGAAGGACGAGAGGAUUCUGGCUUUAGAAGCUGACAUGACCAAGUGGGAGCAGAAGUACCUCGAGGAGAGCACAAUCCGGCACUUUGCCAUGAGUGCUGCAGCCACAGCUGCGACAGAAAAAGAGACUUUGGCCACCAGCCACUCCCGCAGUGGCAGCUACAGCGAGAGCUCUCUGGAAGUCCGCAUAUGGCAGGAAGAAGAGGCGAAGAUGCAAAAGAACCAGAAGUGUCAGGACAUGGAAUACACAAUAAAGAAUCUGUAUGCAAAAAUCAUCGAGAAAGAUGCCAUGAUCAAGGUUCUUCAGCAGCGAUCCAGGAAAGAUGCCAGCAAAGGAGAUUCAGCAAGUUUGCGGCCCGCUCAGUCGGUGCCAUCCAUAGCUGCGGCUACGGGCACACACUCCCAUCAGACCUCCCUGAACCACACCCAGGGCGUUGAGGAGAAGAAAGAAGAAAAGUCUUGGAAAGAAAGCAUUGGUUUGUUGUUAGGAAAAGACACCUCUGAACACUCAUCCAUCCCUUCGUUGACCCUUCCAACUCCAUCUUUGUCCUCUACAAUGUCUUCAUGGCCGGUCACCAUCUGCCAUGCUAAAAUGGGCAGCAAAGACAACAGCACUCAGACAGACAAAGGCACGGAGCUUUUCUGGCCCACUGCAGCUUCUUUUCCGGGGAGAGGAAAACUGAGUCAUUCUUCUGGCAGCAGUCCGGCCCUGAGGCACAUCGCAGGCAAAAAUGCUGGGGAAAGACCAGAAAACUCUUCCAGCUGUGGGAAACUCCUGGACAUCAGCAAAAGCAGAGUUAGCAAUCUGCUUCAUAAGCCUGAAUUUCCAGAUCCAGAUAUGAUGGAAGUCCUUAUUUGAAGCCGUGGAGCUUUUGCUGCUUUGGGUAAAAGCACCUCAUCACCCUGGAGAAGAG
Protobothrops mucrosquamatus (brown spotted pit viper) is the source of this 2847-nucleotide messenger RNA. RefSeq names its product angiomotin like 1 (gene AMOTL1). The coding region runs from base 99 to 2792 and encodes 897 amino acids. The transcript is spliced from 12 exons. Gene Ontology annotation, cellular component: plasma membrane; cytoplasmic vesicle; bicellular tight junction. Gene Ontology annotation, biological process: regulation of cell migration; actin cytoskeleton organization; hippo signaling. The record is from RefSeq and is a predicted model, not a curated record. Lineage: Eukaryota; Metazoa; Chordata; Lepidosauria; Squamata; Viperidae.